Molecule: messenger RNA, 1792 nt
Organism: Andrographis paniculata
Lineage: Eukaryota; Viridiplantae; Streptophyta; Magnoliopsida; Lamiales; Acanthaceae
Product: UDP-glucuronate 4-epimerase 1
Exons: 1
Coding region: 210-1502 (430 amino acids)
Source: RefSeq, a predicted model, not a curated record
CCCUUUCGUGUGGUCUCCCACUAUAUAUUCCGUCUUCUUCCCCCUCCACUAACCAGGUGCAUCGAUUGUUCAAAUCUGCAUCUGCUCUGCUGGAUUUUGCUGUUUUAAUCCUUUUUUUUUUUUUUUCAGUUUUUUGGUAUUGUUUUUGGAUUCGAUUGGUUGAUUGAUUGAUUGAUUUGUUGGUUGAUCGGAUCGGAUCGGGAAUUGAAAUGCCUAACCUACCGGAGGAGGAAUCGUUUCUGCCAUCGACGCCGGGGAAGUUCAAGGACAAGUCGCACUCAAUGCACCGGCAGUUCCACCGGUGCUUCGCGUCGACGAGCACAAUGUUCCUGUGGGCGCUGUUUCUGGUAGCGUUGACGGCGUCGUAUUUGAGCUUCCAAUCGUUCGUCGAUUCAGGCAGCAAGUACUUCUCCACCGCCUGGGGCGGCGCGCACUGGGAGAAGCAGGUGCGAACCUCCGCUCAGAUCCACCGCCGCAACGGAUUCUCCGUGCUGGUCACCGGCGCCGCCGGAUUCGUCGGCACGCACGUCUCCCUCGCCCUGCGUAAGCGCGGCGACGGAGUUGUCGGAUUGGAUAACUUCAACAACUACUACGAUCCUUCGCUGAAGAAGGCGCGGCGGAACCUCCUCCGCGCGCAGAACGUCUUCGUCGUCGACGGCGACAUCAACGACGCGCGCCUCCUCGCGAAGCUCUUCGAAACCGUUUCCUUCACUCACGUGAUGCACCUCGCCGCUCAGGCCGGCGUCCGGUACGCUCUCGAGAAUCCUCAUUCCUACAUCCACAGCAACAUCGCCGGCCUCGUCACUCUCCUCGAGGUCUGCAAAUCCGCCGAUCCUCAGCCGGCGAUAGUCUGGGCGAGCUCCAGCUCCGUCUACGGCCUGAACGAGAAGGUUCCGUUCUCCGAACCGGACCGGACCGACCGGCCGGCUUCCCUCUACGCCGCCACAAAAAAAGCCGGCGAGGAAAUAACCCACACCUACAACCACAUAUACGGGUUAUCCAUAACGGGGCUCCGUUUCUUCACGGUUUACGGACCCUGGGGCCGACCCGACAUGGCCUAUUUCUCCUUCACCCGCAACAUCCUCCAAGGGAAACCCAUAACCAUCUACCGGGGCAAGAACCGGGUGGACUUGGCCCGGGAUUUCACCUACAUCGACGACAUUGUCAAGGGCUGCGUCGCCUCAUUGGAUACCGCGAAGCGGAGCACCGGGUCGGGCGGCAAGAAGCGGGCCCCGGCCCAGUACCGGAUCUUCAAUCUGGGUAAUACGUCGCCGGUGACGGUGCCGAUGAUGGUCGGAAUUCUCGAGAAGCAUCUGAAAGUAAAGGCAAAGAAAAACGUCGUCGAAAUGCCCGGAAACGGCGACGUUCCGUUCACGCACGCGAAUAUAACGGCGGCCCGCAAGGAAUUAGGGUACAAACCCGGAACCGAUUUACAAACCGGGUUGAAAAAGUUUGUUAAGUGGUAUUUAUCGUAUUACGGUCCUAAUCAUCGCCACUCGUAAAGUGAUUUAAUUUAGAAUUAGGGUUCCUUUUUUCUUUUUUUCUUUUUUUUUAACCUUUUGGUGGUUUUAUUUAAAUUUGUCUUUUACAUGGGCAAAGCUAAAAAAAGAAAAAAAAAAGUGUAUACAUUGUUAUAAUUAUUAUUCUUUUCUUCUAGAAGGCAAAUGGAGUGGAAAGAAAGGCGCCCUCCUUAUCUUCUUAUUUUUAUUACAACCUUUUUGUGGCUUUGUUGUAAAGAAUCAAGACCAAAGGUUUUUAAUCAAUUUCAGCCCAUUUUUUUAUUUCUCUGAAA